Lycium barbarum (goji berry) is the source of this 3278-nucleotide messenger RNA. RefSeq names its product molybdenum cofactor sulfurase. The record is from RefSeq and is a predicted model, not a curated record. Lineage: Eukaryota; Viridiplantae; Streptophyta; Magnoliopsida; Solanales; Solanaceae. The transcript has 19 exons. The coding region runs from base 843 to 2885 and encodes 680 amino acids. Gene Ontology annotation, molecular function: molybdenum cofactor sulfurtransferase activity; pyridoxal phosphate binding; molybdenum ion binding. Gene Ontology annotation, biological process: Mo-molybdopterin cofactor biosynthetic process.
GCAUCACCAAGAGAAUAUAGCUGUAUAUUCACUUCUGGGGCAACGGCUGCACUAAAGCUUGUUGGGGAGACCUUCCCAUGGAGCAGUACCAGCAGUUUUAUGUAUUCAAUGGAGAAUCAUAACAGCGUCCUUGGGAUUAGGGAGUAUCCUGAAUGGAUUAAACCUUACCUCAAAUUUUGUCAUGCAGAGUGCUGAUGUCAAUUGAUUUUUUAGGAAAGCUGUCCCUCUUUUGCUGUAUAUUCAGUUUCUUAGGAAAGGCUCCCGAAAGGCAUGAACCUUUCCGGCUUUAUAUUUCAGCACAUGAUGACAUCUCUACAUGUCACUGCAUCUGGACCACGCUAUUUUUGGACAUUUGAAAGAAUUACCAGGACUUGCAUGUGUUAUCUAUUAUGUUUCAUAUAUGCUGACCUGAUUUGUGGCUAUGUUCGACCAUGUCUUUGUUGCUCUUAUCAUGCAUUUAAUCAUUGUAGUGGUUCUUUUUAUUCUAAGAUUCCAUUCACUUUAAAAUAGCUAGUCCCACCACUUGCUGCUGAAGUGAGGUGUUGAAUUGUACUGUUUAUCUCAUGGAUAUGGUUAUACAUGUUUCUGGUAGAAUUUUCACUGUACCUCCAAGCGGAACUCUUAUACUUGACUGAUCCCAAUUUUAUCUAACCAGCCACAAAAAUUCUAAGCUUGUUCUUGAAGUGAGCCCAAAAAUCAGAGGACCCAAUUCAUCUGUAAUAUUAUAUUAUGUAUAUGCUAAUAUUUAGUCCAUACAGAUAACUUAUUAAGCCAGAAAAAUUAAAAGAGAAAAGGAGAAGGGUUUUACAUAGUAUGAAGAGUUUGGAGAAACAGUUGAGUAGAUGGAAGAUUUUGCAAUUGACCAGUUUCCAAAAAAAGAGGUUGACAUUGAAGAGGGCACACAUCGUAGUGAAUCAGAAAGCCCCAAGUCUAACUUAAAACUAACACAGCAUCACGUUCAGAGAAGAAGUGAAGGUGGAGUGCUGAAAGAAGGGAUGACAGGUAAGACAGGUAACGUGUACAACUUGUUUGCAUUCCCCUCAGAAUGCAAUUUUUCAGGUCGAAAAUUCGACCCUUACCUGGUUAAUACCAUCAAAGACGGAUCUGAAAGAAUCUUAGCAAGCUCCCAGUAUUGCAGAGGUUGCUGGUUGGUUCUGAUAGAUGCUGCUAAAGGAUGUGCGACCGAUCCACCAGAUUUAUCGAAGUUUAAAGCAGACUUUGUUGUCUUCUCGUUCUACAAGUUAUUCGGCUACCCAACUGGCCUUGGAGCACUCAUUGUUCGAAAUGAUGCUGCUAAGCUGAUGAAGAAGACCUACUUUAGUGGAGGCACGGUGGCUGCAGCUAUUGCUGACGUUGACUUUUUCAAAAGAAGAGAAGGUGUAGAGGAAUUUUUUGAGGAUGGAACCAUUUCAUUCUUGAGCAUAGCAGCAAUUCAACAUGGGUUCAAAAUAAUUAAUAUGCUAACAACAUCUUCGAUUUCCCGGCAUACAGCAUCACUUGCAGCAUAUGUGAGGAAUAAGCUUUUGGCGCUGAAGCAUGAAAAUGGAGAAUUUGUUUGCACGCUUUAUGGGUUAUUAUCUAGUGAAAUGGGUCCUACUGUUUCAUUCAACAUGAAAAGACCAGAUGGAACAUGGUAUGGUUAUCGUGAGGUGGAAAAAUUGGCAAGUUUGGCAGGAAUUCAACUGCGGACAGGAUGUUUUUGCAAUCCUGGUGCUUGUGCUAAAUAUCUUGGUUUGUCACACUUGGAUCUUCUUUCAAACAUUGAGGCUGGGCAUGUGUGCUGGGAUGAUCGUGACAUUUUACAUGGAAAACCAACUGGAGCAGUCAGAGUAUCUUUUGGUUACAUGUCAACAUUUGAAGAUGCCAUGAAAUUUCUGAACUUCGUGGAAAAUAAUUUUGUCAUAUUAUCGUCUAAUCGGUGCGCGUUGCAGCUAAGCUCUAUCUCUCCUCCAAUUGAAGGGACUGCAAAAGCUGCUGCACGACAUUUCCUCACAUCUAUUACUGUCUAUCCAAUAAAGUCUUGUGCGGGAUUUAGUGUGGAUCAGUGGCCUCUAACAUCUACUGGGUUAUUGUAUGAUCGUGAAUGGAUUCUCAAGAGCACAACCGGUGAAAUUCUUACCCAAAAGAAGGUUCCAGAAAUGUGCUAUAUUUCCACGCUGAUUGAUCUCAAUUUGGGAAAAAUGUUCUUAGAGUCACCUCGUUGCAAGGAGAAACUGCAGAUUGAACUCAAAUCCAGCUCACUUGUCACUGGAAGAGAUAAAAUGAAUAUCCAAAAUCAUAGAUAUGAAGUCCGAAGUUAUAACAAUGAGGUUGAUAUCUGGUUCAGCAAGGCAAUUGGUCGACCUUGCACUCUAUUAAGGAAUUCCGGUUCCCAGAGUUUCUCCUGCAUAGAUAAGAAUGGGAGUCCUGGCAUGUGCAGGGAUGUUGGCGCUAAAUUGAAUUUUGUUAAUGAAGCCCAGUUUCUGCUGGUAUCUGAAGAAAGCGUAGCUGACCUCAACUCUAGGCUGAAAUCAAGUGGACGAAAGAGCAAUGGCGGAAAAUCAGUUCAAGUUGGUGCAAUGAGAUUUCGACCCAAUCUUGUAAUAUCUAGUGGUGAGCCAUAUGCAGAAGAUGGAUGGAGCCAUCUAAAUAUUGGUGGCAAAUAUUUUUUGUCAUUGGGUGGUUGCAAUCGUUGCCAGAUGAUCAAUAUAAAUCCAGAGGCUGGUGAGGUGCAGAGGUUGAGUGAACCUUUGGCAACUUUAGCGGGUUACAGGAGAGCAAAGGGGAAAAUAUUGUUUGGCAUACUGCUAAGAUACGAGAAUAAUACGAAUACUGAUAUGAAAACCGAAUCAGAUGCAUGGCUUCGUGUAGGAGAAGAAAUAGUUCCAAAUGGUGAUGGGCAUUGAUUAUUUUCUCGGAAGUCCCUAUUUAAAACUUGUGAAUAGUCACAACAGUGGUGAUACAAACGUUCAAUGUUGUGAAGAAGGGGCGGAUACUUUCUCUCUCUACUCGCUAGAUCAAUACAUCAAAUUGUACUUUGUUGUUGUUGUUGUUCUCUGUAUGUACAUGAGUAUGUACUUCUAAAAGAACUUGGAUAUCUUCAUUCUUUGUAUCCAGUGUAAUUACAAUAAGUCAAUAACUAGUGAUAAUGUAUUCAUGUUCAUGUUCUUUGACCGAGUCCACAUUUGUGUCCGGUAUAUGCAAAUUUGUAGUUUGUGUAAUAUCUUGGUGUGCAACCCAUGGAUGCUCGAAUUUGCCAGUAUUGGCUUAUUUAUCAAUACCAUUCAUAUCCACUAUAA